UGCAAAGCGUGGUGGAGUCGAGCCUCGCUGCUGGUCAGCAGCAAUAUUUCUAUCAGCCAGAAACCAAAAAGUAAAUUGUUGUCAGAAAGCUAGUCAGGGUGAAAGAGAAAGUGGUGUUUGAAUUCCCUGAGUCUAAAUAUUGUGGUAAUAUUCUUUUCUCCACAGCUAUCGCUCUCAAGGUUCACUAGACUUGUUGGUAAAAUUAUAUGAAAAUAGAAAAACAGGCUACAGAUCCAAGUGCAUUUACACUGCCAGCUGUUUCCUCUGGGGAUUAUAUUUCUAGUAUGUAGUCGCUCAACGUUUUAUCAGGAAUAAAUCUUCUAAACCAAAGACAUUGCAAUGUACGGGAAGAUACUGUUUUUCGGAUUUAUACUAAUCAAAGGAAUCCAUUCACUAAAGUCUGAGAAUGUAACUCAAUUCAUCGGCGCAAAUGCGUUUCUACCGUGCACGGCAUCCACCAACAUCCUCCCCGCAGAAGUCUCCUCUGUUGAAUGGGUGCGUGUGAACAUCACAGGCAAAGAUGUGGUUAUCAUCGAUUCCCAAUUUAUCGAAAUGGGAAAGUAUUUUAUUGUGAGCCACGAUCAGAGCAAGUUGAAAGUGCAUGAAGUGGUGUUAUCUGAUAUUGGUACCUAUGCCUGUAUGGUGUAUGGAGAUGUAGAAGAAGAUAACUCCACCACAACUAUUAGUAAUACAACCUAUGUGAAUUUGAUAGUCAAAGAUCCAGAACCUCCAGGAAAACCACAAGAAAUUGCUAAUCUUGGGACAUCCACUUCGAUACAAGUAAUGUGGGCACCAGGCAAUGGUCGUGAUGUUAUAGAUGGCUUCAUUGUGGAAAUUAGGAAAAAGGAUGAUUCACAAUGGAAACGAAUUUCAAGCGAACCACAGGGGCCAAGUGCUAUUAUGGCAAAUGCCACUGGACUAGAGCCCUACACCGAAUAUGUUGUUAGAGUGACUGCUCUUUUCAAUAAUUAUUCUAAAGUUAGUCCAGUCUCAGACCCCAUCAGGACUAAGGCAGGGAAACCUCUAUCAUCUCCUGAAAUAUUGCAAGCACAAGUUAUCAAUGCAACUUCAGCCAAUGUGACCUGGCUUGCCCCUGAUGAUGACAUCAGGGGUGUUAUUGUUGGAUAUAGGGUCCAAUUUAUCUACUUUGAUUCUAGUUCUCGAGUGUUAAAUACUAAAGAUGUAUCAUCUAAUGAAACGAUAACUGUUCUUGAGGAUUUAUUACCGGCAACAGAAUACAACAUAUCAGUUGCUGUUAAGAAUGAUGCUGUUGGUGCGAGUGCCUUUGGACCAUACAGCAAUGCACUAUCAAUCACUACACAUGAAGCCAUUCCAGGAAAACCAAAUAAAGUUGAAGUAGUUAGAAGAUUUACAAGAAAAUUUGUGUGUGUGAUCCUUCCUGUUGAUAGGCCAAAUGGACGUAUUAUCGGAUAUGAGUUAUAUUACCGAAAACUAGGUCAAACCAAGUGGAACCCAAUUAUAUCAGAUGCAAUGGUGAUUAACUUGGAGAACCUUGACCCUUUCCAGCAGUACGAGUUAACAGCAGCAGUUCGCAAUUCAGUUGGACUUGGAGAAAAAGGAGAAAUAACAAUUGACAGAACUGAUACUGGCUUUCCAAGCCAGCCUAAAGAUGUAAAGGUUCAGCUAAUUGGUCAGACGUUCCUUAUUACCUGGGAUCGUCCUGAAAUAUUUUACCCAAAUUACACCUCCUACGAAGUUAAACUACACCCAAACACGUAUCAGACAAAUGGUGUGCUUGUUUCCGAGGUCUUUCAUGAAUAUUAUACGGGCACAAUCGAAAAAGAUAUGACGACAGAUCUCAGUUAUACUGUAAUUAUCACUCCCACAACUGAGAGUGCAACAGAGCCUUCUAAGAAGUACGAUGGUCCAGAGUCAACUCCUGUAACAUUUACUGUCUCAAGGCCUGAAGCUACCCCAAACCCUAGCCCCACAAUGGGGACAACCCCUCCCCUGACUGGUGAGAUUGGUAAUGGCUCCGAUUCAAAUGUUGGCUUGGCAGUUGGUUUGAUAUUUGUGUUCCUAUUUAUAAUAGUCGUCAUUGUCGUCUUGGGAAUAUACUACAUGCACAGGUUAGCCGACCAUGCACAGAGGAAAAUCAUGAAAGUUAUAGACAGAAUACGUCGGAAUGACCAGUCUGACCAACACAAAGGAAGCAAUGGUCCAAGGAUAAGUGUGUUUGAGGAUCCAGUGGAUGGAUGUAUUGUUGACUUGCUAGGUAAACGCAAAAGCAAAGAGGAUCCUGAAGAACCUCCUGUACCAAUCGAAAAGUUUGCAGAGCAUGUCAAGAAGAACCAUGCCAACAGUGACAGCGGAUUCGCUGAGGAAUUUGAAGAAAUCCAAAGCUGUGUUAAAAGCGAUUACUCUGCCACUGCAUCAACAGAUCCAGCUUGCAAGUCUAAAAAUCGCUAUACUAACAUUGUAGCAUAUGAUCAUUCCAGAGUGAAACUACAGGUGAUUGGUGACAAGCCAUGUUCAGAUUACAUCAACGGCAAUUAUAUUGAUGGAUUUAAUAAGAAAAAUGCAUUUAUAGCUACACAAGGUCCUUUGAAGACAACGGUUGAGGACUUCUGGAGAAUGAUUUGGGAACAGAACAGUUAUACAAUAAUAAUGAUCACAAAUCUAAUGGAGAAAGGCAGGAGGAAGUGUGACAAGUAUUGGCCAAUAGAGGGCAGUGCUGAAAAGUAUGGCGAUUUUGAAGUAACAUGCUACAUGGAGGAUGAGAUGGCAAGCUUCACCAUCAGGAAUUUUGUCUUAAAAAACACAAAAAUGAAAAAGGGGAAGAAUAAUGAUCGUCCCAUAACACAGUACCAUUACACGGAUUGGCCGGAUCAUGGGGUACCAAACUACCCACUCCCUGUGUAUACAUUUAUCAAGAAAUCUGUUAAAGCAAAUCCUGUUGAUGCAGGGCCAAUGGUGGUCCAUUGCAGCGCUGAGCAAUAUUGUUUUAUCCAUGAUGUCUUACUAGAUGCAUUAAGGUUAGAGCAUUCUGAAGUACCUAUUAAAGGAAUACGUGAAUAUAUAGAGAAGAUACGGACACCCAUUGAAAAUAUACGUCGUUCCAUAUUAGAUCAGCAUUUUGAGCUUCUUCAUACACACAAGUUUAGAGAAUAUGAUUUUGUAAAAGCACACAAAGAAGUCAAUCUGAAGAAAAAUAGAAGACCAGAUGUGUUACCUGUUGAACGAUGUCGAGUAACCAUGUCGGCUAGAGCAGGAGAGGAAGGAUCUGAUUAUAUUAACGCUACAUACUUUCCAGGUUAUAGGAAAAUCAAUGAAUUUAUAGUAACGCAGUUUCCGAUGGAGAACACCAUAUCUGACUUCUGGCGCAUGAUAUGGGACACAAAUUCACCGACAAUUGUCAUGAUAUCCAGCAAAGACGACCAGGUAAAACAGAAUUUCUAUGAAAGAAUCUGGGAUGAGGAUCCGGAGGUUGUCAAGAUGGAGAAUAAGGAUUAUAAAAAAGACAAGGUUGAUGAUGAGGAUGGUGAAGGGGCUGCAGUGACUACCCCCCUUAACCCUACUUCUUGCACUGGUUAUAACUUGCAUGUUCCGCUUGCCCUUGAUGAACCUGUCUACUGGCCCACUAGCAAAGACAACCCACUUGUGUUCGGAAAUUUCAAGGUGAGCUUUGUAGAGGAGGAACACCAUCUAGGCUACAUGACAAGAGAGUUUGUACUUCAAUCAACUCAGGACGAGUAUGAACUGGACGUAAAGCAAUACCGUUGUACUUACUGGCCCGAGAGCUGCUCACCAUUACACACAGCCUUCGACCUCAUCAAAGCUGUACAAGAUCGAAGUAUGAUCAAUGAUGGGCCAAUCACAGUACAUGAUAAGUAUGGUAGUACAAAUGCUGGCACAUUUUGUGCCCUUAGUUCACUAUAUCAACAGAUGCAUAAUGAAGAAUCAAUUGACAUAUACCAGAUAGCUAAGCUUUACACACUCAGAAGAAAGGGAAUGUUUACAGACAAGGUACAGUAUGAUACAGUACACCCACCCCUUCUGUGAAAGUCGCAUCUCAUU
Anneissia japonica is the source of this 4038-nucleotide messenger RNA. Its product is annotated as receptor-type tyrosine-protein phosphatase zeta-like. Gene Ontology annotation, biological process: protein dephosphorylation. Lineage: Eukaryota; Metazoa; Echinodermata; Crinoidea; Comatulida; Comatulidae. Gene Ontology annotation, molecular function: protein tyrosine phosphatase activity; protein binding. The transcript is spliced from 29 exons. The record is from RefSeq and is a predicted model, not a curated record. Bases 340 to 4023 code for a protein of 1227 amino acids.